AUGUCCCGCACAAGAUUCCAGCCGCACCUCUCCCAACACCAAGACACCAACGGAGGCACCAUGCCUCCCACAACCACCAACCAAUAUGCCAUCCACGAAACGCCUCUCUUCUCCCCCCGACCCCUGCGCAUCAUCACCAUCGGCGCCGGCGCCAGCGGUAUCAACAUGAUCCGUACGCUCCGCCAAACCCUCGGCACCCUACCCUACUCACACGUUUUAUACGAGAAGAACUCUGACGUCGGCGGCACGUGGUUCGAGAACCGGUAUCCCGGGUGCAGGUGCGACGUGCCCAGCCACAACUACCAGUUUAGCUGGCGGAAGAACCCAGAGUGGACGAACUUCUUCGCGUCAGCGGGGGAGAUUCAUGGGUAUUUGAGGAGGAUCUGCGAGGAGGAGGAGAUGUGGGGGGAGAUUAGGACGGGGUGUAGGGUGAAGGGGGUGAGGUGGCAUGAGGAGAGGGCGAAGUGGGAGGUGAGGGUGGAGAAGGGGGAUGGAGGUGAAGUUGUGGAUUUGGGGGAUUUUCUGAUUGAUGCUUCUGGGAUCCUGAACAAUUGGGUGUGGCCGGAUAUUCCAGGACGAGAAGAGUUUGAGGGGCAGAUGGUGCAUACGGCGGCGUGGCCGGAGGACUUCACGUACGAUGGCAAGACACUCGCCCUCAUCGGAAACGGAGCCUCGGGUGUCCAGGUGCUCCCUCAAAUAGUACCACAUGCCAAAAAGCUCUAUCACCCCAUCCGCACACCAACAUGGAUCCUCCCCCCACGCGUCCAAACCAUGAAAAUGGGCGCCGCCGCCCCAAUCGUAAACCAAAUCGAAAUGGACACCUCAGAGAACUUCACCCCCACACAAAUCGAGCGCUUCAAAACCGACCCAACCUUCUACGACACCUUCACCAAAGCCCUCGACACGGACUCAAACCUAAAGUUCGCGCUAUCCCUCAUGAGCACGUCGCCGCAGCAGGAGUGGGCGGCGCAAAAGUGCCGGGAGUACAUGGCGGCAAUGCUCGGCGGCGACGAGAGGCUCUGUGAAGUGCUGAUUCCCAAGUUUCCUAUUGGGUGCCGGAGGCUUACGCCAGCGCCGGGGUAUUUGGAGGCGAUGCGGGAUCCGAAAGUGGAGGUUGUGACGGAGGGAAUCAAGAGGUUUACAAGGAAGGGCAUUGAGCUGGAGAAUGGGGAGGUUUUGAAUGUGGAUGCGGUCAUAUGUGCCACGGGGUUUGAUCACUCGUUUGUGCCGCCGUUCCCUGUGGUAGGGCGGAAAGGGAACCUUCAAGAUAUUUGGAAGAAAGAGACGCCCACGUCGUACAUGUCCCUAGGCAUCGCCGGAAUGCCGAACUACUUCAAAUUCCUCGGCCCCCACGCCCCCAUCUCCCACGGCGACGUCUUCACCCUCAGCGAACACAUAGCAACAUACAUAGCCCGCGCCAUCCGCAAGUGCCAAACCGAAUGCAUCCUGUCCAUGACGCCCUCCGACGCCGCCGUGGCUGACUACGCGGAGCACGUCGCCGCCUUCAUGCCCCGGACGGCGUGGGCCGGAUCUUGCCGGUCGUGGUAUAAGGCCGGGGGUGAUGGGGCCGUGACGGCUUUGCAUCCGGGGAGUAGGUUGCAUUUUAUUGAGAUGUUGGGGGAGUUUAGGGGGGAGGACUGGGAGUAUGUUUAUGAGGGGAGAGGGAGGAGCAAUAGAUUUGGGUAUUUGGGGAAUGGGUUUACACGGUUGGAGAUGGAUGCCAUGAAGGGAAUGAAGAUGUAA
This is a messenger RNA of Scedosporium apiospermum, 1743 nucleotides long. Its product is annotated as Phenylacetone monooxygenase. NCBI's taxonomy places the organism in Eukaryota, Fungi, Ascomycota, Sordariomycetes, Microascales, Microascaceae. Bases 1 to 1743 code for a protein of 580 amino acids. The record is from RefSeq and is a predicted model, not a curated record. The transcript has 4 exons.